AUGGUGUUUGUCAUAAAAAUUUCAGGGUUGGGAUGUGGCAGUGUCUGUAGAACAUCUUCAAAUAAAUCCAUUAAGCAUCUAUGUCGCGUCCACCUCUCUACUCUUUCUAUCUCCUUUUUUGCUUCUUCUCCCUUCUCUCCGGGAUCCCUUCAAAUUCUCAUGAAACUAAAAUCCACCCUUCUUCAAACAUCAAACACCAGUGCCUUCGAUUCUAGGGAAUCCAGCAAUUCCAUGUGCAAUUUCACUGGAAUCACCUGCAAUUCACAGGGUUCCAUUACAAAAAUCAAACUUUCACACCAAAAUUUAACAGGGGUUCUUCCUCUUGAUUUCAUAUGCCAGCUCCAAUCAUUGGAAAAGCUCUCACUGGGGUUCAACAACUUGAACGGUCCAAUUAUGGAGGACUUGAAAAACUGUGUCAAACUGCAGUACUUGAAUUUGAGCAACAAUUUGUUCACAGGGUGGUCGGUUCCUGCAGAGAUAUCUUCUCUAAGCCAAUUGCAGUAUCUGUAUUUGGAAGGAAGCGGAUUGUCCCAGACUUUCCCAUGGAAAUCACUUCAAAACAUGACUGGUCUUGUUCAGCUAUACCUCGGCAAUAAUCCUUUUAAUCCUUUUCCAUUUCCAAAAGAGGUGUUACAGCUUACCAACCUGACUUGGCUUGACCUAUGCAACUGCAGCAUCCACGGAACAAUUCCAGCAGAGAUUGGAAACCUUAAGGAGCUAAUCUACUUGGGGCUUUGGGGCAAUAACAUGACAGGGAAAAUUCCGGUUGAGAUUGGGAACCUAGUCAACCUCAGGAAGCUUAGCCUCUCCCACAACUCAUUCAUAGGAAAACUUCCUGUCGGUUUAAGAAAUCUCACAAAGCUUGAGGUGUUUCAUUUUUCAAUGAACAAUCUUGAAGGCAAUCUGUCUGAGUUGAGGUUCUUGAAUAACUUGGUUUCUCUACGACUAUGUGAAAAUGAGCUUUCUGGCCAAGUGCCCGCCGAGUUUGGUGAGUUCAAGAAGCUUGUGAUCCUUUCUUUAUGUUAUAACAGCUUCACAGGUCCCCUGCCUCAGAACCUUGGCUCCUCAGCAAAAUUAUAUAUUGUUAACUUGUCCAUGAAUUUCUUUACCGGCCAAAUUCCGCAAUAUAUGUGCAAGCAAGGUACAUUGAGUGUGCUUUACAUGUACGGCAACAAUCUCACCGGUGAAAUUCCAGCCAGUUACGCCAACUGUUCCACUCUACUCGAUUUCAGGGUCAACAAUAAUUCCCUUUCGGGAACCAUUCCAACUGGAAUUUGGGGAUUACCACAUUUGCUUAAUAUUGAUAUCAAGUGGAAAAGUAUCGAAGACCCAAUUACAUCUGAUAUCAAAAACGCCAAGUCUCUCUCUACGUUAUAUGCGGGACACAACUGCUUAUCUGGUGAAUUACCCGCAGAGAUUUCAAAAGCCACAUCACUGAAGUUUAUUCAACUGAGUGAUAAUCAGCUUUCGGGCACUCUUCCCAAUUUAGUAAUUAAACUAAAGAGAAUCUUAACCAUCUUCACAACAAUUGAUUUAUCAAGUAACAAAUUUGAAGGUGAGAUUCCCGAAGUACUAGGAAAGCUUACAGUUCUUCGAUUGCUUAACCUUUCCCAUAAUAGCCUAACCAGCCAUAUCCCAUCAUCAUUGGCAAAUUUAUCAGGACUUGAAUCCUUGGACCUUUCUUCAAAUAGGCUCACUGGACAAAUACCUAUCCAAUUGACAAGUCUAACAUUUUUGGCCAUGUUAAACCUUUCACAAAACCAGCUUACUGGACCCAUACCUCAAGGCAAGCAAUUUGAUACAUUUGAGAACAACUCAUACGAUGGGAACUUGGGAUUGUGUGGAUUUCCAUUGUCAGUGAACUGUAGCACUAAUGAGCUGCUAUCACCACCACUGCCUUCAAUAUUGCAAGAACAUAAUGAUUCUAUAUUUGGUAGUGGAUUUGGUUGGAAGGUCGUGUUAAUGGGCUAUGGAUGUGGAUUGUUGUUUGGAUUAGCUAUGGGAUGUGUUGUGUUUAACUUUAAAAGAGGAAAUCCUAAAUGGCUUCUAAGGUUUGUUAAGGAGAACAAGACGCAAAGAUGA
Molecule: messenger RNA, 2082 nt
Organism: Quercus robur (English oak)
Lineage: Eukaryota; Viridiplantae; Streptophyta; Magnoliopsida; Fagales; Fagaceae
Product: receptor-like protein kinase 7
Exons: 4
Coding region: 1-2082 (693 amino acids)
Molecular function (GO): protein binding
Source: RefSeq, a predicted model, not a curated record